AUGGCGGCAAAGUACACGGCCGUUCCUACCGACGACCUCUCCAGCGCAGAGGCCGGCGGUGCGAUGCCCUCCAGCAGCGAUUUCACCAACGGGUUCGGCGAAGACCUGAGGCUGGACGAAGGCGGGGUUGACAAGGAGGAGACGCUCCUCCGCGGGGUCUACCUCCUCGUCACGCUUCGCGUCGCCGCGUCUGCCGUCGCGCUCUACCUCAUCGCGCCGCUCCAGCUCAGCCACUGGUACAUCCCCGCAGCUGUCCUCGCGUAUGCUGCGGCCGUCUACGUCCUCUACAAGCACCGGGACGACGGGCUCGUCAAGGUCGUCCCGCUCUAUGCGGUGUAUACCGCCUGCGAGAGCGGUGUCCUUGCCAUUGUGGUCUGCUCUACUGCCGCAUCGUUCAUACAUGUGGUGGAAUCCUCGUUGGUGGUCAUGACCGGCGCGUUCCUCGGCCUCGUCAUUUCGACGUACAAGUGCUUUAUGGACGGCUUCAUCUGGCGCGUCAUUUGCACCUCGAGCGGCGCCGCCGUCGCGUUUGUCGUGGCGACGUUUACCGCCCCGCUCGGGGGCGCCGUCGCCCUCCUGGUCGUCCUCCUCGUGGCCCUCAUCACCGUCGCCGUGGUGCUCACCGACGCACCCACGCUCAUUAAGCAUCUCGAAGCCAACGAGGUCGUCCUGGGAUCGCUUAUUCUCGGCAGCACUACCAUGUGCCUUGGCAUGCUCGGCAGGAAGUAG
Messenger RNA from Apiotrichum porosum, 729 nucleotides. RefSeq lists its product as uncharacterized. Bases 1 to 729 code for a protein of 242 amino acids. The transcript has 3 exons. The record is from RefSeq and is a predicted model, not a curated record. Lineage: Eukaryota; Fungi; Basidiomycota; Tremellomycetes; Trichosporonales; Trichosporonaceae.